AUGGCUCGACAAGAUGUGGCAGUGAAUCCUGUGACGAUUGUCAUUAAGGAAUGCAUCACGCUAUCCACGGCAAUGAGAAAAUACACACGCUACACUUCACAACUAGGGGUGGCAGCUCUAUUAGGCGGCGGGAGCGACAUAUUCAGCAACCAGGAUGAUUCUCUGGCGGAUGCGUUCAGCAACUUGGCGAGCAAAACUAACGAUCCCCUGCUGUCGGGGUUCAUUCAACUGCGGCUGAUGCUGAACAACCUCAAGACUCUGGAUGAAGUCGAUGCAUUGACAGUGUUGCAGCCGUUUCUGCUUGUGAUCAGCACUGCGUCGACAUCGGGCUACAUCACUUCACUUGCCCUGGACUCGAUCCACAAGAUUUUUAGGUACAACAUAUUGAACGAGCACUCCAAGAACUACGUGGCUGCCUUCCGCCAGACAGUGCACUCGUUGACACAUUGCCGAUUUGAGGGCUCUGAGCAGACUUCGGAUGACUCGGUUCUGCUGAAGGUAUUGUCGCUGAUCGAGACGAUUGUGGUAUCGUCUUGCGGGGAUGUCUUGUCGGAUUCGCUGAUGAGUGACGUCAUACAGACCGUGAUGUCGCUUGCCUGCAAUAAGCGACGGACGGAGGUGUUGCGUAAGGCGGCCGAGAUGAGCAUGAUGUCUAUUACGGUGAAGCUGCUGGCGAAGUUGAGAGCGAUUGAGCCUACGAAUACUGAAAAGUACAUCAACGACGAGAGUUUUGCGACUGCCCUCCUAAAAGAGGACAUCAUCGGGACCAUGCCAAGGGCCACGACGGAUGUGAGUGUUGAGAAUGGCACGCUUGUCGCCACAGAGGCUAAGAAGCAUGAAGACGCGCCAGUCGAUGACACUACUCUGGAGGAAAAUUACGGUCUACCUGUGGUCAAAGACUAUCUGGGCAUAUUAAUAUCCUUGAUAGUAAUAGAGAAUUCUCAUAAGCAGAAUAACUCCACCAAGGUAUUUGGGCUGCAUCUACUGAACAUGACAGUUGAACUGGCAGGAGACUUAUUCCCCAAGCAUCCUCGUCUGUUUAGUCUGGUAUCCGACCCGAUCUUCAAAAAUAUAUUAUACUUGAUUCAAAACACGGAUAAACUAUCCCUUCUUCAAGCUGCAUUGCAACUCUUCACGACCCUAACUAUUAUUUUGGGUGACUGUCUACAGAGUCAAAUUGAACUGACUUUAAAAACCAUCUUUUCCAUUCUCUUAGAUGAGAAAAAGGGCAAUGACAAUAAGAUUAGGCCUUCCGCAGUUAAAGAGUUGUUAGUUGAACAAAUAUCUAUUCUGUGGACGAGAUCGCCAUCCUUUUUCACGUCAAUAUUUAUCAACUAUGACUGUGAUCUUGAAAGGUCAGAUCUAGCGAUCAAUUUCCUCAAGAAGUUGACGAAGCUAGCCUUGCCUGAGUCGGCUUUGAUAACAGCGGAUAGCGUACCUCCAAUCUGCCUAGAGGGUUUCAUAUCUUUGAUAGAUGAUAUGCACGCCAACGUGCAGAGAUCGGGUGAAAAAUUCGACUCCGAUUUGCAGGUUGAUAUAUUGGUACAGCGAGAACGCAAAAACGAAUUCAUCCGUUGUGUUGAAGAAUUCAAUAAGAAACCGAAGGUCGGGAUACCCCUUCUUAUUGAGAAAAACUUUAUCAAGUCCGAAGAUGAAAGUGAUAUUGCUUCCUUUUUAUUUGAAAACAAUACCCGUUUGAAUAAGAAAACAGUAGGUGAAUAUCUUGCAAGUCCAGAUAAAGUUUCCUUACUGCGGAAAUUCAUUGACCUAUUCGAUUUUGAAAACCUCCGUGUAGAUGAAGCUCUUCGGAUUUUAUUAACAAAGUUUCGGUUACCUGGUGAAUCCCAGCAAAUCGAACGAAUCGUUGAAGCUUUCUCUGCCAAAUAUGUGUCAAGCCAGCAUUACGACGAGUCCAAGGCCGGGAAAGAUAUUGAAGACGAUUAUAGUACGGUACAGCCAGACUCAGACUCCGUUUUCAUUUUAAGUUACUCGAUUAUUCUGCUAAACACAGAUCUACACAAUCCGCAAGUCAAAAAGCACAUGACUCUAGACGAUUAUACCUACAAUUUGAAGGGAUGCAACAAUCAGAAGGAUUUCCCAAUGUGGUACAUGGAGAGGACUUACUAUUCUAUCAGGGAUAAAGAAAUUGUAAUGCCAGAGGAACACCACGGUAGCGAUGGCUGGUUUGACGACGUUUGGAAUAAUUUGAUAUCCUCUAACACUGUACUCACUGAGCUAAAUACACCUCGCCAUAACUCAAUUGAAGAUAUGGAUCCUGCAUACACGUUGCAUUUUGACAGAGCAAUUUUUCAAAAUGUCGGCUCACAGAUUGUUUCGACCUUGUUUAAGAUAUUUGCCGUUGCAUCCGAUGAUAAUAUUAGCACAAGGAUGUUGUCUACAAUCGACAAAUGUUCUCAACUAGCAUCCUUCUUUGGAUUUACAAAACUUUACAAUGGAAUUUUGACCGAAACUAUCAAGUUUACAACAUUGACCGGUGAAACUAAAAACGCGAGAAAAUUAUAUGACUUUAAUGAUGUACCAGUUGUGCUAAUACACCUUGAAGAUACUAUGGAAGUAAUCACUGUUUCCAGUCAAUCCGUAAGACUUGGGCAGGAUUUCAAGGGACAAUUAGCAACAGUGGUACUCUCCCGAAUUCUGGGGAAUACCGGUAAAAAUACCAUUAGUAAAGAGAUCUGGGUCCAACUAUUAAAUAUUUUGCUAGUGCUCUACGAGGGACUAGUGAUUCCACCAGAUCUGUGUCCGCAAGUACAAAGAGAGUUAGCAUUGGGACCAUUGCCGAAACCGUCUGCAGAAUAUAAUAUCAACAAAACCAAAUUUACCAAAGGGUUGCUGUCUACAUUUGCUUCAUACUUGAAGGGAGACGAGGAGCCUACUGAAGAAGAAAUAGCUUGGUCCGUGAAAGGGAUGGAGACCAUAGAAAACAGUCAAUUAAUAUCGUCUAUUCUUGGCGCCUCUCAGGAAACGGAGGCUGAAUUGAUCUCCCAUAUCCUAGGGGCUGUGAAGUUAGAAAAAAAUGGUGAUAAUUCAAGAUUCUUCGAGCAGGAAAUUCUCUUUUUAUGCGAAUUGGCAAUAUCCAUGUUGGUUCGCUGUCAGAAUAAGUCAACAGGUAGACAGAUAUUGACGCAAUUGAAGAUAUUUGCAGAAAUAAAUGGAAUAUCAAAGGCGUUCCGUCAACGUUUGUUAAGUUACAAUAUUUUUGUGAUAAAGCAGCUUGAGACCCCCGAAGCUAUCAUCAGCCUUAUUGAUAAGGAGAUGUUGUUUAACAAUGAAAUAUAUGACAGUGAAUUCUUCGAGUCUGACCCUGGAAUGAGUGUAUUGAACAGUUUAUUGUCAUUAUCUCAACAAGAUGCAUUUACAAGUGAACUCUUGGCCAAUGAAGGUUUCUGGAAGCUACUGCGAAGAUAUGCCCCAUUAAAGAAAUGUACUCUGGCCGUGUACAACUUCUUGGAUAACUUCAUUAUAACAAACCAGGGUUUGAUAACCGACGAAAACUUUAUGUGGAUGCUUGGUUUGUUGGAUGAAAUAUCAUCAACUGGUGCUGUUGGAGGACGAUGGGAAGAAGAAUUUGACCGAUUGGUUAAAAGUGGUCGUGCGGUCGAGAAAGAGAAUCCCUAUCAGGAAAUUGUCGACCUCUCUUUGAAGUCUAUCAAUUUAACUUCUCAGCUAAUAAAAGUCAGGACAAAUCUAACUAAAACCGAGAUUGUGGCCUUGAUCCAGGCCUUGGCGCAUCAAUGUUUGAAUCCAUCGUACCAGCUGCGCCUCUAUGCCCUAUCUUCAUUAGAGGAUGCAAUGACCAAGGGUAUUUUGGUAUCGAAUGACACUAUAACGGUAUCAGAAUUGUUUGAACAUGGCUUAUUCCCCCUCAUCGAUAACAGCAAAAAUAUCAAUGCAUUACCAUUGUUGGAUAUUAUGUCUACUUUAUCCAGAAUAUAUCUUUACUACUUGGAAUGUGGCAAAACAACUAAUGACACUUAUAUGAAGGUGCAAAACAUGUUUAAUAAAUAUGUGGAGAACCCGACCAUGGAGCAGAAGCUGCAGGAACUGAUCACUGCUAAAAAAGAGAUCGAGAAAAAUAUUAACGGACCAUCUAGACCUCAUACAGUUGCGGAUAACAAAGAAACUUCUAUGGAAGAAGCGCCAGGUCCAGUAGAGGAAAAGUGA
This is a messenger RNA of Eremothecium gossypii ATCC 10895, 4182 nucleotides long. It is a transcript of the gene GEA2, whose product is annotated as Arf family guanine nucleotide exchange factor GEA2. The record is from RefSeq and is marked provisional. The transcript has a single exon. Gene Ontology annotation, biological process: regulation of ARF protein signal transduction. Gene Ontology annotation, molecular function: guanyl-nucleotide exchange factor activity. Bases 1 to 4182 code for a protein of 1393 amino acids. NCBI's taxonomy places the organism in Eukaryota, Fungi, Ascomycota, Saccharomycetes, Saccharomycetales, Saccharomycetaceae.